Pararge aegeria (speckled wood butterfly) is the source of this 2542-nucleotide messenger RNA. RefSeq lists its product as uncharacterized. Gene Ontology annotation, biological process: regulation of transcription by RNA polymerase II; endoplasmic reticulum unfolded protein response. The record is from RefSeq and is a predicted model, not a curated record. The transcript is spliced from 13 exons. Gene Ontology annotation, cellular component: nucleus. Lineage: Eukaryota; Metazoa; Arthropoda; Insecta; Lepidoptera; Nymphalidae. Gene Ontology annotation, molecular function: RNA polymerase II cis-regulatory region sequence-specific DNA binding; DNA-binding transcription factor activity, RNA polymerase II-specific. Bases 90 to 2375 code for a protein of 761 amino acids.
UGCAUGUUGUCAGAGGCGUAAUAUGUUGUGAUUUAAAAAGAAUUAGUUGUAUUUGCUAGUUCAAAAUUUCCUUUAAAGCAUCUGCUUCGAUGGAUACAGAUAUUCUACUUGAAAGUAAAGACUGCUUGUACGAUGAAGACUUCCUGGGACAGCUUACUAAUGAUGCUCUGCCAUCAUUGUUGGAUGCUGCAGAUGCAUCUCCAAGUGAGAUUUUAGCUGAUGCUGCUCCUGUUCUAGUUCCAGCUAUAUCACCAAUAUUAGGAUUUAAGACUUCUCCAAAUGAAAGCAGCAGCAGUGAUUCGGGUAGUGAAGAUGAUUCUAAGAAUGGUUCCUGUACAUCUUCAAAUAGACAAUCAUCUCUAUCACCGUUUGACUGGUCAUCUUUCAAUGAUGAGCCUACAAAUCAGCUGAAUCUGGAAGAUGUGGAAUUAUUCUUACAAAAAACAGCUCCAAUAACAACAAACAGUACAAAUGGGCUGGCACCUGAUCCUAUAUCAAAAAAGAUAGGAUCUUUAGAUAAAACUAGUCCAGUGAUGGCAAUUGAAAAUGGCAUCAUAAAGGUUGUUAAGCAAGAAUAUGAAGAAAACAUUAAUAAUACUGAUGAACCCAGUAAAUCUGAGGCCUUAAACAACAUUAACCAUCGCAACUCCUUAUUCAGAGUAGUAAAUGAACAUUCCCAAAACUUAGCUACAAAAGAUGACAGUAAUAUCCUGUACAUUACACAGCAAAAUAGAGUUACAAGGAUAUUGAAACCUACUGCUACAGUGAUUACAAAACCUACCAAUGUAAUCAUUUCGGCCGAUAGAAAAGUUGCUAUAACACAGCAUAAACCGAUACAUAUACAGAAUGCAAAUAGCAACGGUUACUGUGUUCAGGCAUCUCCUCCAAAAAACACCCUUGUUAUCAAUGGAGAACCAGAAGUGCAUCAAACAAGUAAUAUUCAGCAUAACAACAAUGAAAUAUUUAUUCCUAAUGGUAUAGACCUGUCAAUGUUAACGGAAGCAGAAAUUAAAGCCCUUAAAAAACAACAGAGGAUGAUAAAAAAUCGGGAAUCAGCUUGCCAAUCAAGACAAAAGAAAAAAGAGUAUGUCACUGCUUUAGAACAGCAGCUUUUAGAAGCACAUCAUGAGAUUGCAAAACUGCGUCUUGAAAAUAAGCUCUUAAGGGACAGAUUAGAAUCUAACGGAAGGGGUAGAAAGAUCCCACGGCUAGAUACUUCGAUCUUGAUACCGAAAAAGAACAUUGCAGUUCUUUUCGCCAUGGUUUUUAUGGUCUCAUUAAAUUGGAAUGUCUUAGGGUGGAAUUCAAAAUCAUUUUCUGGCCCGACUAACACACAUGUCGGCUCGCGUCAUCUUUUGUGGUCAGAGGAUACCGGAGAUAUAAUUUCUGAUUACGAUCAAAUGGGUAACCGUAGUAUAGAUGGAAUUGACUGCCGGAAUACAACACUAAGUGAUCUAAAAAUCAACCAGACCGAAAAUAUCAGGAUAGCUGGAGAGUUAAAACGUUGGAUUGGAGGUGGGAAGACAGUGAACUGGACAAGUACUCCAAAGAAGAAUAAAGUAUAUUUGGAUGAAGAACAAAUAACUGGUAGCUUUUUAGAAACAUACAGACUCUUCAAUAAGUUAAAUCUAGAAAAUAAUCUCAUUGAUCUCCAAGCAAAUAAAAACGGAAGGAAUGUUCGAGAAAAGGUCCGUCUAAGAAGGUUAAGAAGGAACAUGCCUGACAAAGACAUAGAUUUCUCGGACGCUGCAAUGUUCUAUGAGAGGUUAUAUCACAAGCCGAUAAGGAAGUCUGUAGACGAUUUUAAUGUGAAUGACUUUGGUGAAUGGAACGCAUUACUUCAAGCGUUGCAUCGGCGAGACGACACUUUCUAUAUUGUUGGAGUUGGUAAAGGCGAACAUUUGUUAUUGCCUGCAGUCAGUCAUAAUGUGACGAGACCUCCAAAAAUGGCGUUGAUAUUACCAGCACUAACUGGAAAUGAUUCACUAAAGGCUGACCAUGUGACCCUUAUGCAGAUAGAUUGUUCCGUCAUCAACACAACGCUAGUAAAACUGAAAUCAGAAGCAUUACCAGAAAAUAUAAGAAAAACCAACGUAGAUAGCAUGCCAUUGAGCCUUAGACCAGAAAAUAAGAGAAUAAAUAGAUUCAAACCUGAUGCUAGUCCACCAGAAAUUGUUCAUAACACAAGUGAUAGUCUGUCCAGUACAUUAAAUAAUAAAAAUAAUGAUUACGAUAUAGAAAUGAACAAGAAUUUUUUGCUGACUCAACACUUACUCUCGAAAACAAGCGUUUUAAAUAAUGGUUCAGUGGGGGGAAAAGAUUCUUCGCGUGAGACAAACAUGAGUAAUAGCAAUCGAACAAAGCAAUUAAAGUAGGUUUCAAUAAGGUAGGUAGGUUAUAAGAAUAAUUUACUUAAAGUAUUAAUGACUACAAUUCCGGUCAGUUUGCAAUAUGUUGCUAGAUAAAAUAAUAAACAAUAAUGUAGGUAUUGUUUUUUAGCAAUAUUGGUGCCAAAUAUUGAAAUAAAAAAGUCUAUAAAAUA